This is a messenger RNA of Dictyostelium purpureum, 507 nucleotides long. RefSeq lists its product as uncharacterized. The transcript has 2 exons. The record is from RefSeq and is a predicted model, not a curated record. The coding region runs from base 1 to 507 and encodes 168 amino acids. NCBI's taxonomy places the organism in Eukaryota, Evosea, Eumycetozoa, Dictyosteliales, Dictyosteliaceae.
AUGAAAUUCUUAUUAUUUUUAUUAUUUUUAGUAAAUUAUUCAAUUGCGGAAGAUUGUGGGUUUCCAUCUGGAAAUAAUGUAACCACCGCUCCCUUUAACCAAUAUGUAAAAAUUACAAGAUGUGAAAAGUAUUACGACCAUCCAGGUUAUGAGCCAUGUUAUAUUUUGUUCAAAGGUGAUAUGAAUAUGGGUGAUUAUUUCGCUGAUAGUCGUACAGUUAAUAAUAACACUUUUCAAUAUAUGGGUGGUGGGAAAGUUUGCUAUAGUGUUUAUAAAGAUAUUGGAGAGUGCAGUUUUAGAAACGCAAUAAAAGGAUGUGAAAAAUAUUGUGUUUAUAAUUAUACCGUUAUUAACUUUGAAACUAUUUAUGAUUACUUUAGUUGCAACCCUAAAGUAGAGAUGAAAUAUUAUAUUCAAUAUGAAAUUUCAUACCCAAGCUCAUCCAAUAGAACAAUGUGUUCUAUGCUUUCAUUGCUAUUGGUAUUCAUAGUUGGUUUAUUACUUUAA